ACACGCCAUCUCAGUAUCUCUCUCAUCUACUGACUGCAUCCAUGAUAUAUACAGCAGUUCAGAACUCCAGAUUACACUGGGGCAAUCCCUUGCACUAAGCACUCGCCCCUGCUUAGAAGUAUGCACAGUCGAGUGUAAAAAUUACCACAUGGGAUGUUUGGCUAGCAGUUUAAUUCCAGUGUGAUGAACUGAUGACAAGUGAGGUAACUGUGAAAAUAAUACGGAGUGCGAAGUAGUUCAGAAACUAUGCCUAAGAGUUCAUCGGAAACAAAAAAUAAGUCCAGUAUGGAAUCUGAACUUAGAAGUGACCGUGCAGGACUUGGUUGCAUACAGCAUGAAGGAAGCAUUGAAGGCAGUUUUUUUUUAUACAGUACAUUACUGAUGCCGCGACAUGACAUGAGCUGAGCUGAAUGUACAGAAGUACAACAGCUUGCCAUCAACAGCAUGGUGAGCAGACGAGACACCAGCACAAACUACAUGUUGCUCUGUCUGAACGUGCACGCCUAGAACUAAUUUCUGCCUCCAUAAGCACAAACCACAAGAAGGAUCCGAUGACCAUUGUUCAACGAAACUCGAGCAGGAAGCCAGGAAAGCACUAGAUUAGUAGCACUAGCAGUACCUUUUUUGGUAUCCCAGCUACGGAUCAGAAAGUAGAUGUCUCCUGUUCUUUUGGAUCCGAGCUAUUGUCAAUAUGCAUUCUGACGCUGCUGUUCGUAUUUGUCCAAGUCGUGCACGGCAAUCCAAAAGUUCUAUAUCGUGUGAUUGCUGUUACUAAGUUCCAUGGCUAUGCGUAUUUAACUCUAGUUGGGUGAAAAGCUACUGACAUGUUGUCUCUAAUAAAGUUAGUUGACACCUCUGAUAAAAGCGUGGAAAGAGUUAGGUGAUGCACCAGAAAACAUGAACACCAAGCAGAAGAUAUUGACCCGAGAAACUCUAGUACUUCUACGAAGUCCUGAUGAUCAGUGACAAAUUUGAACCCUUAAAAAUUCCAGAUGUCACAGAAGUUCUAAACUCUGUCGAGCCAACUAGCCAAUUUUGCAUCUCUGUGUAACACUGCUGCUUCACAAAUCUAGGUGAAAGUUGGGCCCCUUUCAGUCUCCCCCAUGGGCUUCGGAACAUGGGCAUGGGGCAACCAGCUGCUCUGGGGCUACCAAGAAAGCAUGGACAGUGAGCUCCAGGAGUGCUUCAAUUUGGCUCUGAAGAAUGGCAUAAACCUCUUCGAUACCGCCGACUCCUAUGGAACUGGGAAGCUGAAUGGCCAGAGCGAAAGGCUGCUUGGAAAAUUUAUCCGCGAGUUCGAAGGGCCGAUCAAAUCUCCAGACGAUGUAGUCAUAGCGACAAAGUUUGCCGCGUAUCCUUGGCGGCUAACGUCAGGCCAAUUUGUCAACGCUUGCAAGUCUUCGCUAGAAAGGCUACAGAUUGACCGCCUCGGGAUAGGGCAGCUUCAUUGGUCGACUGCAAACUACGCGCCUCUGCAAGAACGCGUGCUCUGGGACGGUUUAGUUGAAAUGUAUGCCAAGGGGCUUGUCCGGGCCGUAGGUGUCAGCAAUUACGGGCCGAAGCAGCUGCUGAAGAUCCAUGGCUAUCUAGCGUCUAGAGGCGUCCCCUUGAGUUCAGCUCAGGUCCAGUUCUCGCUACUGAGCAUGGGCGAUGAGCAGAUGGAAUUGAAGUCCGUGUGCGAUUCACUUGGGGUUCGCCUAAUCGCUUACAGCCCGCUUGGGCUGGGCAUGCUCACCGGGAAGUAUGAUGCCUCCAACCUACCAAAUGGGCCGAGGUCUGUGCUGUUCCGGCAGAUUCUUCCCGGGCUUGAGUCGUUGCUGUCUUGUCUCGGGAGUAUUGCAGAAAGAAAGGGGAAAACCAUGUCUCAAGUGGCCAUAAACUGGUGCAUCUGCAAAGGCGCGGUUCCUAUCCCCGGCGUGAAAACGGUGAAGCACGUGGAGGACAACUUGGGUGCGCUUGGCUGGAGGCUGAGCCCCUCUGAGAUUUCAGAACUCGAAGCUGCAGCCAUGGAUUCUCCCAAGAAAAUGCUCCAGAACAUAUUCCAAACCGCAUGAUCGAGCACAACCAACGCAGAGAGAUGACAUCAACAUGAAACGUACAGCUUACUGUUCAUCGCCUGCCUACUUCAAGUUCAAUUCGCACAUGCUUAUUCCGUUACAUCUCCCAGUUCCCCGAAGUCUAAAUCAUACAUGCAGCUUAACACA
Brachypodium distachyon (stiff brome) is the source of this 2204-nucleotide messenger RNA. Its product is annotated as pyridoxal reductase, chloroplastic. The record is from RefSeq and is a predicted model, not a curated record. Bases 1104 to 2054 code for a protein of 316 amino acids. Lineage: Eukaryota; Viridiplantae; Streptophyta; Magnoliopsida; Poales; Poaceae. Gene Ontology annotation, cellular component: cytoplasm. The transcript is spliced from 8 exons.